AUGCAACUUAGGAAAAGAAAGAGAGUGCAAUAUGCAUCCCCCGUCAAGUCAGAGGACAAUGCCUCGACUUCCACCCCCACUUCCGUCUCAAAUGAACCGAAAAGAAGACAAAGACAAAAAUUGCAUACGGAUAACAAAUUGAAUCCACCGGUCUCUAUCCCUCCCAUAAGAAGGAAAAGGAAGUAUUCAACGAGACAAGAACCAGAACCAAGAGUGGUUGCUUUACAGCGACCUUGUUUCAAGUCCACUGUCAUUUCCGAGCAACAGGAAGAGGUGAGUGCGCCAUUGGAUCCAAAGUCUCAUCUCUCUUUAUUAAUGCAAUCUUGGCAACAAUUAAAUGAUGGUCUAGUGGGAAAACAUGACGAUACGUUGAGGAAGGUUUCCGCACAUUUGAAACAAUUUAUAAAUGCUAGAUGGGAUGUCACUCCUGAGGUACCACCAGUGGAUAUUCAACAGGAUCUGAAAUUGAAACUACUGACUUUGCAUUCGUUGACUACAAACAAUACGGGAGGCGGUAAGAACUUGUUAGGUGCUGUUGCAAGAAUUCAUGGUAUUGAUAUUAGAGAUAUCAAAGAUAUCGAAUCGUUAUCCACCACUAUAGUCGCUAAUGAAAUUAAAUCCAUAUGUAGAAAAUUGGAUAAGCCAUUGCAGAAGGAAAGAAACACUUUACUACCAUGGCCUAUAAAGCAACCGAAAAAGAAAAAGACAGAGGUACACGCGUCCAUAGAUGAUAAUGCCGCUAGUCUUCCGUUUGAGGAUAUUCCAUUGUACAAUAUCAACUAA
Molecule: messenger RNA, 783 nt
Organism: Naumovozyma castellii
Lineage: Eukaryota; Fungi; Ascomycota; Saccharomycetes; Saccharomycetales; Saccharomycetaceae
Exons: 1
Coding region: 1-783 (260 amino acids)
Source: RefSeq, a predicted model, not a curated record